This is a messenger RNA of Trichoderma virens Gv29-8, 3638 nucleotides long. RefSeq lists its product as uncharacterized. Gene Ontology annotation, biological process: tRNA export from nucleus; rRNA processing. The transcript is spliced from 5 exons. Bases 1 to 3450 code for a protein of 1149 amino acids. Gene Ontology annotation, cellular component: small-subunit processome; UTP-C complex; CURI complex. The record is from RefSeq and is a predicted model, not a curated record. Lineage: Eukaryota; Fungi; Ascomycota; Sordariomycetes; Hypocreales; Hypocreaceae.
AUGUCCCUGCUGCUUGUCCCAGAGCUCAUGAGUGUCUCUCAAAGAAGAUUCUCUUUUGCUUCAUGGCAGAAACGCGCGCUUCUUGGGCUUAAUGUCGACUUUGUAGCCACUUCUUGCCUACACCAAGCCACGGUGCACGAGAUGCCGAGCGACACCAUGGAAUCAAGCUCGAAGCGCCGCAAGAUUGGCCAUGAGAGCAUCGGCCUCCGCCACUCUGGUCUUAUUGACUUUGAGUCGCGAAAUACGGCUCGCGUUAACGCUGCCAGCACCUUUGUCCUGCAGACGGACGAGCUGUUGAAGGAGGCCAAGCCGAACUACGAAAAGGCACUCCAUGGUGUGGAUGGCCAAUUGCACCGACUUAAAGGCAUAAUCGACGCAAUUGAGCCUCAUGAUCCCAGACCAAUCUCCGAGGCCACCAUCAAAUUCGAAAAAGAGCAUCGCAUCGUCAUUCCGUUCCCCGAUCCAAAGCCAGCAAAGGAUGCCCCCUACAAGGUCUCUUAUGCACCUCCGUCACAAUGCAACGUCGUUGGAAGCUAUGUUUCUCGAACAAUGAUCAAGACGCAGUCCGAGUUUGGAAUCGACAUGGUCGUCCAGAUGCCCACCGCGCUAUUCCAGGACAAGGACUACUCGAAUAUGCGAUACUUCUAUCGCCGAGCCUACUAUAUUGCGUAUAUUGCCGCCUGUGUGCGCAAGGAGUUUGCUGAGGAGAUGGACAUGAGCUUUGAGAACCUUAAUGAGAACCCCCUGCUACCGAUUGUCGUACUCCGACCAAAAGCUCCGAGCGAUGGAAGCGAUGACCGAGAGGCCAAGAAAAAGGCCAAGAAGACAUCUUACCACAUCAAACUGAUUCCUUGUGCCCCUGAUGACCUGUUCCCUUGGUCCAAAGUGACGCCGAAGUCGAACAACAACCGAUUGGGCGAGGUGGAUGAGAAGAAGGCCGCUCAAGCAGCGACACCGUUUUACAACUCCACCCUGAACGCCGAGCGAACCUUUAUUCCUUACUUGCGUCUGCUUACCCACAUCAAAAAGGAAUGCCCUGCUUUCCCAGAUGCUUGCAUCCUCGGCAGGACGUGGCUUCAGCAGCGUGGCUUUGGCAGUGCCAUCUCUCAGGGAGGCUUCGGUCAUUUCGAGUGGGCAGCCAUGAUUGCUUUGCUUUUGCAAACAGGUGGUAGAAACGGGCAAGCAGCUCUAUCGACCUCGCUGAGCAGCACCGAACUUUUCAAGGCGGCCCUCCAAUUUCUAUCUACAACCGAUCUCAGCAAGAAGCCUUACGCUUUUGGUUCCUCCAGCGUUUCCGCGGAUACCAUUCGAGAGGCCGGCCCUGUCAUGUUUGACCCCGUCAGGCAACUCAACCUCUUGUUCAAGAUGACACCUUGGUCGGCUAGCUUGCUGCAGACGUACGCAAAAUCAACCACAGAUCUCCUCGCCGACAUUAUGGCGGACAAAUUCGACCCCACAUUUAUCAUCAAGGCCGAUAUUCCGUUUCAAACAUUCGAUGUCAUUUUCGAAAUCCAGAGCUCCGAUGUGGCAAGAUUCUCGGAAACCGCUGACCGUAGAGGUGCCGUGGCGAACUUCUGUCUCGAAGCAUACAAGCACCUCAAGCGGGCGUAUGGUGAACGAGCACAGCUUGUACAAUUCCAGUUGCCCCAGAGAGGACACUGGUCACUAUCCAAACCUCCGGCCAGAGAAGUCCUGCGUGUUCUCAUUGGCGUCGUCUUCGAUCCUGCUCACAUGCCAAGACAGAUGGAGCUUGGUCCACCUGCGGAAGAGCAAAAGGAGGCUGCGAAAUUCCGACAAUUUUGGGGUGACAAGGCCGAGUUGCGACGAUUCAAAGAUGGCAGCAUUCUAGAGUGUGUCGAGUGGUCAAGUAAGCUUCCGUUGCAGAUCUGCGAGGAAAUCACGCAUUACAUUCUUCAACGGCAUUUGAAAAUCGCGAAGGACAAGGUGACAACUAUUGGCGGUGCCUUUUCUUCCAUCAUUAGCCUGUCUCAUCUAGACAAAUCGGCCUUUGAUUCCGCCCGACAGGCAUUCCAAGACUUUGAAAGAGAUAUCCGCAACCUCGAAGAGUUGCCGUUGCACAUCAGACAGCUUUCUCCUACCUCUUCGUCUGCGCGCUAUGCAUCCAUCGAGCCGCCGUUGGUGGGUUAUCAUAAGGGAUCUAUCGAGCUCAUGGAUGUAAACCUGUAUUUCGAAGCAUCCAGCAAGUGGCCCGAGAAUCUCACAGCCAUUCAAGAAGCAAAGGUCGAAUUCCUGCUCGACAUUGACAGGAGAUUGAGAAAGGCGAAUGACAAAAUCAGCACUUACUUGGGCCGUGAGAACAAGGAACUAGGCAUUGAGAACUUGGCCUUCCUCGAUAUCAUUUACGAGAAUGGGGCAGCAUACCGACUUAGGAUACACUGCGAUUUGGAAGAGAAGCUCCUUGAACGCCAAGUCAAGAAUAAGACGCUCGAACCUCGUGUUCGAGAGGAGGCUGAGAAAGCCUUUGUCAAACUGAACUGGCUGUACAACAUUCUCCCGCUGCACACCCAGACCAUUGCAACAUUCUGCACUCGCUUCCCUCCCCUGUCGCCAACCAUCCGGCUAGUCAAGCAUUGGUUCAACUGCCACAAGCUGACCGGCCACAUCCGCGAAGAGCUCAUCGAGCUGUUCGUCCUUCAUGCCUUCCUCCAGCCUUAUCCCUGGAAGCAGCCGUCAUCCGUGGUUACAGGCCUGCUACGAACGCUGUUCUUCCUUUCAAAAUGGGACUGGCGAGACGAAGCUUUGAUCGUCGAUACCGCCGAGGACCUCUCCGAAGACGUCCGUUCCUCGGUCCACCACGAGCUUCAAACCUGGAGGAAACGCGACCCCAACAUGAACGACAAGGUCAUGUGUGUAGCCACCUCCCACGAUCAAUCCGGCCUCGCAUACACCCGCGGCGGGCCCUCAAAGCUAGUCGCCUCCCGCAUGACCCAUCUCGCAAAGGCAGCCUGCAAGCUCGUCCGAGAAAAGGGCAUCCGCCUCGACCCGUCUCUUCUCUUCGAAGCCGCCCUCCAGGACUACGACGUCCUGUUCCACUUGUCCCCCAAAGCUAUCAAGUCCAUCAUCCGCGAAACGGCCGUUGAGGCCGGCGCGAGGAAGCACUCUCAGUUCAAGAACCUCGAUGCUCUGACAGCAUCCGUCCCGCUGCCCAUUCGCGCUCACCCGACAGACGUCUUUAUCGAGGAGCUGGAGCGUGUAUACGAAGACACAUUGCUGUUUUUCAAGGGCAGCGCAGAUGAUGGUGUUGUGGCAGCCCUUUGGAAUCCUCGACUGCAGAAGCAAAAGUUCAGGGCAGGUCUGCCGUAUAACUUCCGUUCCAGCGUGGGUGACGGCGACCAAGUCGAAGUGAAUCGCAAGGCGGUGCUAUUAGAAAUUGCACGAGCCGGAGGAGAAAUGAUUAAGAAAAUUGAGGUGGCAGACGAGGACGAGUAAUUAAUUAGCCUGACAAAACCAUAUUUUUUGGAAAUGAUUGUAUAUAGCACCCUUGUACGUAAAAAGUCCGACGCAGGACGGACAUAGCAUUGUAUCCAGCUUGUAGUGGUUUCUCAACCAAACAGAAGCCCCUUUCUUCAUUAGAAUACUACAAAAAAACACUUCGAAAAAUAAAUUUCCAGUUCUUC